Molecule: messenger RNA, 1173 nt
Organism: Malassezia japonica
Lineage: Eukaryota; Fungi; Basidiomycota; Malasseziomycetes; Malasseziales; Malasseziaceae
Product: ribonuclease H
Exons: 4
Coding region: 1-1173 (390 amino acids)
Biological process (GO): mismatch repair; DNA replication, removal of RNA primer
Cellular component (GO): ribonuclease H2 complex
Molecular function (GO): RNA binding; RNA-DNA hybrid ribonuclease activity
Source: RefSeq, a predicted model, not a curated record
AUGGCCGACGACGCGGUGCCGUCCGUGCGCGCGGCGCCGCUUACUGCGUCGUAUACGUGGCGCUCGCCGAUACCUGACCAGUGCGUGGGGGGCUCGGGGACGCAGCGCGUCCCGUGCGUGCUCGGCGUGGACGAGGCGGGGCGUGGGCCAGUGCUCGGUCCGCUCGUCUACGGCAUUGCGUACUGCCCCGAGGACCAGCAAGAGGCGCUGCGCGGUGUGGGGUUUGCCGACUCCAAGACACUUACGCCGGAGCGCCGCGACGCGCUCCUUGCAGCCCUGCUCGAAAACCACGCAUCGAUGGGCUGGGCCGUACGCGUGAUGUCGCCUCAGGACAUCUCCGCUGGCAUGCUCAAGCGCCGGCCGCAUAAUCUGAAUGCACAGAGCAGCGACGCUACCGUCAUGCUCAUCCAGGGCGUCCUCGACUCGGGCGUGGACGUGACAAAAAUCUUUGUCGACACGGUCGGCGAGCCGGGGGCGUACGCGCGCUUGCUGCAGUCGCACUUUCCCAGGCAUCCGCAUAUUGAGUGGACCGUCACAAAAAAGGCCGACGCCAUCUAUCCGGUCGUCGGCGCGGCGAGUAUCGCUGCCAAGGUGACGCGCGACCGCUGCAUCGAGCACUGGAUGUACGCGGAACGCAGCCUGCCGCUCGAGCCGGGCGCGGGCGACAAGCGCAAGCGCGAUGAUGAAGAGAGCGUGUACAUCACCGGAAGCGGCUACCCCGGCGACCCAAAAACCGUGCGCUACCUCCAAGAGACGCUCGACCCGGUAUUUGGAUGGGCCGGCAUCGUGCGCUUCAGCUGGGCGACGGCCAAGACAAUGCUCGAAGAAGCCGUGCGGCCCACAGGAUCGCGGCGCAAGACAGAGGCAGCGAGCGAGCCGUCUCUUGCUCCGCUCGGCACGGUGCGGCCCGCAGCCACGCGGGGCUACGCCGUGCGCUGGAUCGACGAGCCUGCGACACUCACCGACUUUUUCUCGCGUGGGCCGCGCAAGAUUGGUGCGCCGCGCGCGAUGAGCACCAAGGCCAAGAACGAGAAAGCGCCGGAGCCUGCGCCAACACUCCCUGCGCACCAGCAGCUCCAGCGCACCGAUACCGAGACGCUGCGCAAGCAGCGCCCGGCGCUCUGGGCCGACCUGUCCCUGGGUUCGGCGAGCGCCUCGGAUUUGUUUGGAUAA